AUGAUACCGUGGUCGUCAUUUGUUCAAAAGGCUCAAUCGCUGAUUGACCCUGCCAACUUUAAUAUCCCAUCCCUUUCCUCCUCCCCCAGUAGUCCCUCCAAGGCCUCCCUCUUCCGCCAACAAUUCCGCCUUCCUGACUCCCAGAACCCUCUGCAAGAGAUAACCGCCGAUCUCGUUCUACCACUUCCAAACUCCUCCUCAAGCUCCGCAGAUAUAUCUCGCAAGUCUGGCCAUGUUGGGAACCAGUAUACGGGACGGUUGCAUCUGAGUGAACGUUUCAUCUGCUUCUCCACUCAACCAACUAGUUUUAUACCUUCGUCAACGCCCAGUGCUUCUACCGCCUGGACUGGUCAAACUCAUGGUACUGGUCCUUCUGGAAAUGGGUUCACGUUGCCUCUCUCCUGCAUCCGUCGAGUCGAACGACUUCACAGCGCUUCGCAUGUCUUCUCCCUAGCGUUGACGACGUGGAACGGUUUAUUAAAUAAACAGCAAGAACCUCAUUUUGUACCUCAGCGCCUUAUCCUGCAGCUUGUUGGGAGCAGACAGGCCUGUGAGCGCUUUUGCGACUGUCUCAAAAAGGGCCUACGUGAAUGCAUGAAGGAUGUGGAUAACCUGAGAUCUGUUGUCAACGGCUGUUACUCGGAGUAUCUUCUCUCUGCCACCGCCAAGCCAAAAUCGCAGGAAGAGAAGGAGGCUGGGAAAGAAGCUGAGAAGGAUAUCGAGGGCCGUGAGGCGCGGUUGCCACCGGAUGCAGGAUUGGGUAUGAUUUUCCGCUACCCCGGUGAUGCACGCAAGCUUCGAGAUCGUAGUAAGAUGAGAUUGUGGGGUGAAUAUUUCCGAGAAAAUGGUCGUAAUGCUACCCUUGUGCGUCAGCCGACAUUUCACAAAUUGAUUCGUGUUGGCCUACCGAAUCGUUUACGUGGAGAGAUCUGGGAGGUUUCGUCUGGGUCUUUCUACUUUCGCCUUCGUUCUCCCACACUCUAUGAAGAGACACUGGCAAAAUUCGAGGGCCAGGAGUCUCUUGCUAUCGAUGAAAUUGAGAAAGACUUAAACCGCAGUUUACCAGAAUAUCCCGGUUUCCAGAGCGAGGAGGGCAUUGGCCGCUUACGCCGUGUUCUCACGGCAUACAGCUGGACCAAUGCAGAGAUUGGCUACUGUCAAGCCAUGAACAUCGUUGUCGCCGCCUUGUUAAUUUAUACGAACGAGACCCAAGCCUUUUUCCUGCUCUCCGUUCUCUGUGAUCGGCUUCUGCCUGGUUAUUACUCGACAACCAUGUACGGUACAUUACUUGAUCAGAAGGUGUUUGAGUCCCUUGUGGAGAAAACUAUGCCGGUCCUUUGGGAACAUCUCGCCAAAUUUGAUGUGCAACUAUCAGUCGUAUCCUUGCCAUGGUUUCUCUCGCUAUAUAUUAACUCCAUGCCGCUGGUUUUCGCUUUCCGUGUCCUGGACGUUUUUUUCCUGGAAGGCCCCAAGGUCUUAUUCCAGAUUGGACUGGCCAUUCUUCGAAUCAAUGGCGAGGAACUUCUCGAUAUUCAAGAUGACGGAUCUUUCAUCUCUGUUCUGAAGUCAUACUUCUCUCGGCUGGAUGAGUCCGCACAUCCAAAAUCAGAGAAUCCAAAGCUCCGUGCUAUCACCAGAUUCCAAGAGUUAAUGGUGGUAGCUUUCAAAGAAUUUUCGGGUAUCACGCACAGCACCAUUGUUGAACAGCGCGAAAAGCACAACGAUGCUGUUUUGGAGAAUAUCGAAAGCUUCGCGAAGCGCACUUCUAUUCGCAACCUUGGUCCCGAGAGCAAGCGCCUGAGUGUUGAUGACCUUGGUACAAUUUAUGACCGCUUCUAUGAGACCUUGUACCAAUGGCAGCAACACCAGAACCUUAUUGAAGAGGAGAGGAGACGACACCAGAGGACAAAAUCCCAUCGCCUAUCGGUCCUCGGGCCACCCGUGAAUAGCGAAGUAGGCCGCGUGGGACUUGGACCUAGCCCAACUCACAUGGACUACGACGCAUUUAGAGAGUUCCUGGCCGCCACUGCUAAGUGGGCUGUAUCUGACUCUCCUGCGCCCAGAACGACUUCCGCUCACAGUCUCAAAGGGAACAAGUCACUUUUGUGGGCGAAUCGACGUGCACCAGCCGACCAUGAAUUUAUGCAGCGCCUUUACCGUAAAUGGGCCACUGACCCUGAGGAAGGGUUGAACCUGCAGAACGUCGUUAACGGUCUAGCACGCCUGAAAGGUUCUCCGGACAUCAUGAACAAUAUUAAUUACUUCUUCGAUCUAUAUGAUGAUAAUGGAAAUGGUCAAGUUGAUCGCGAAGGAAUUCUAAAAAUCUCCGAAGCGCUGCUUUUCCUUUCCCGUCGAGGAUUUGAGGGCACGAUAACUGCUACUCCGUCUGUGGAAGAUCUAAAUGGUUCCCGUGACCCUUUUAAUGCGGAACAAAGCAGACUAACUACGGACGAGAAAUUCCUCGGGAGCGUCAGUGCUUUCAUUCGUCGAUGCUUUGAAUACGCGGAUCCCAGUCACGCUGAAAAUUUAAAAGCUGCUGAAGAUUCAGCUACUGCCGAGGCAACGGAAAAACUUGACUCAUUCGCUAUUGGCGAUGAUGAUGAAGAAGACUUGAUCGAUGUUGAUGGGGACCCCAAGCCUAACCCACAGCCUGCCGCAGAAGCAAAAACUAAGUCAGAUGAGUCUACGAAUGACGCACAGGCUAGCCAUGAAGCCAAUAGACCAAGAUCAGAAUCUGCAAACCCAGCAUUAGACCCCAACAACCCCCUCCACAUCACCCUUCCCACAUUCCGAAUGGUUGUCCUGGCGGACGAGCUAUUGGAACAAUUCUUUGAAUCUUACUUCCCUCAAUCAUUCCACCUCUCCGAUCACCCCCAUCCUGCCGCUCUCGCCGCAUCCUCAUCACUCUCAUCCAACCUUACAACCUUCUCAAACAUUGGCGCUCAUCGCCCCACUCUUACUCACACUGCCAGUGGCUCUGUAGCUGGUGCAUCAGGCGGCAUAGUUCCUCCAGGCAAAGGCCUACGAGGCGUUCUCGACAACAUAGUCUCCGACGGUAUCCGUAUGGCCGCAGAAGUUAAAAAGAGAAUGGAUGAGGCUCAACGUGAGUUGGAGCGUAACGCCCUUGGUCGCGAUGGCCGUGAUGAAGAAGACGAGGAGGAGGAUGAUGAUGAUUACUCCCGCCGUGAUACGUCUGCUGCUGUCAUGGCUGGUGGUAUCUCCAGCUGGGGAGCAGGCGCUUACGGCGCUGAUCCCGAGCGCCGUAGCGUCCGCGACGCAGACCGCGAUCUUCUCGAAGGAGCCGAGGUCGAAGCAUCUUCUCUCCUCGAUGGAAAGGAGGGAUCUAAAUCCACUCCUAUUGCAUCUCCAUCCUCGGCUGAUGAAGCUGAGGUGGUCAGCAAGGUUGUCGAGUUUGAAUCGUAA
Messenger RNA from Penicillium taxi, 3423 nucleotides. Its product is annotated as GTPase-activating protein. The record is from RefSeq and is a predicted model, not a curated record. The coding region runs from base 1 to 3423 and encodes 1140 amino acids. Lineage: Eukaryota; Fungi; Ascomycota; Eurotiomycetes; Eurotiales; Aspergillaceae. The transcript is spliced from 3 exons.